This is a messenger RNA of Sapajus apella (tufted capuchin), 4828 nucleotides long. It is a transcript of the gene LIN7C, whose product is annotated as lin-7 homolog C, crumbs cell polarity complex component. Gene Ontology annotation, cellular component: cell-cell junction; synapse; MPP7-DLG1-LIN7 complex. Bases 57 to 650 code for a protein of 197 amino acids. Gene Ontology annotation, molecular function: L27 domain binding. Lineage: Eukaryota; Metazoa; Chordata; Mammalia; Primates; Cebidae. Gene Ontology annotation, biological process: neurotransmitter secretion; maintenance of epithelial cell apical/basal polarity; protein localization to basolateral plasma membrane. The transcript has 5 exons. The record is from RefSeq and is a predicted model, not a curated record.
CUCCACCGCCUCCUUUCUGUCGUCAUUUCCUGUGGGUCUGUCGGCUAAGGGAGAAGAUGGCGGCGCUAGGGGAACCCGUGCGGCUCGAGAGGGAUAUUUGUAGAGCAAUUGAAUUAUUGGAAAAACUACAAAGGAGUGGAGAAGUACCACCACAGAAACUUCAGGCUUUACAAAGAGUCCUUCAAAGUGAGUUCUGCAAUGCUGUGAGAGAGGUAUAUGAACAUGUCUAUGAGACUGUGGACAUCAGUAGCAGUCCUGAAGUGAGAGCAAAUGCUACUGCAAAGGCUACUGUUGCUGCAUUUGCUGCUAGUGAAGGACAUUCUCAUCCUCGAGUUGUAGAGCUACCAAAAACAGAAGAGGGCCUUGGAUUCAAUAUUAUGGGAGGCAAAGAACAAAACUCUCCAAUCUACAUAUCUCGAAUAAUUCCAGGUGGAAUUGCUGAUAGACAUGGGGGCCUCAAACGAGGAGAUCAACUCCUCUCUGUUAAUGGAGUGAGUGUUGAAGGAGAGCAUCAUGAAAAAGCUGUAGAACUGCUGAAAGCUGCACAAGGAAAGGUUAAAUUAGUGGUGCGAUAUACACCCAAAGUCUUAGAAGAAAUGGAGUCGCGCUUUGAAAAAAUGAGAUCAGCAAAACGCAGGCAACAGACCUAAUACAUUUCAAAACUUGAUAUUUCAUUUUGCAUUUUAGCUAGAAAUGUUUUCCUUGUGACUUAACUGAUGGCUACAAUGCCAGUGAUUGUAAAAAAAAAAAAAAAAAAAAAAAACAAAUUUAUCAUGAAAAUUCUCCUUGCCAUUUUAUAAAUGCCUAUUUUAACAUCAUUUAUGGUUCCAGAGAUGCAUACUCUUUUUUCUGACAAGAAAAAGUAAAAGGUGAUGAGGGCAAUUCUGUCCUACUGUUUUUACAGGCCUUUUUCAAAUGCAGAUUUUGUCAUAAAGUUGUUAUAGAUUUUUUAAACUGCUUUUUUAAUAUUAAAAUGUACUUUUACAUUCUUAAUCUUUUUUUAGAAAAGAAAAGUUUUCUUCAUUUGGCUGCUGAUUUAAAAGUAAAGUUCUCCAAUUCUUUUUUUGCUUACUGUUUUUUUAACCUGUAACAUUUCUUUACAGUUUUCCAAGAAAUUAAACCUAACAGUCUCACCUACAGCAGUUCAUUACACUGUCAGUGUUAACAUCAUUGCUGCAUUUUGUACUUUGAACUCACACAUAAUACACAUAACCAGUGAUACAUCAUGACUCAGCACAGUGCAAGUUUUUUACUUUUACUUAAACAUAAUAUAUAAUGGAUAUUCAUUUGUACUGAUUUUUAAAAGUAAGUUUUUAAACAUUGAAACAAUCAUUGCUAAAAUAUGUAUUCUUAAUAUUUGAGCAUUGGGACAAAAGGAUGUAAUUAAUAGCAUUACUGAUUACAUUCCUAUUUAUAUUCAACAAUAUAUCAAAUUAUAAAUGCAAAACAGGUUCAGAUUUCAUCUCUUGCAAUUUUUUUUUAAAUGCUUUUCAUUUUUAUUUUAAUACACAGUAUUUGCCCUAUAUUUUGGUCCUUCCAUUCUUAGAGAUGAACCAGUUAUUUUGUGGUGGGAAGUAGCUGAAGUAAAGAAGAAAAAGUAAUACCUUUAACCUCACUAGCUUCAAGAGUAUACAUUCUUAAUAGCUCAGUUUAAAUAAUUGAUUUUAAAUAGGAAGGAGAGAGAAUAUAUUUAAGAUACAUAGAAAUUAUGAUGUGAUGUAUUCAUGAGAAUCUAUAGUUUCCAUCAGAAUAGAAACUCAUCCUAAAAUUGUUGGAUUUAGUGAUGCAACUUUUAUUAUUCAAAUAUGGGAAUUUGAGAGAUAUUUUAUUUCAUUGAUCCACUGGAUGUCACCAUUUUACUACAAGGCAGCUAUUAGUGUGUGACUAUGGCUGAGGUCUUCUUAAAGACUGAAAGUUGAGGUUCAUUUUCUGUCACAACUUACAGGACUGUUUGUACUUUAAAAAAAAUUUAAGUGACAAAUGUUAAAAGAUAAUGGAUUGAAAAAUAUAAGUAAUUUGGCAUCAUUAUUAACCCUGUAUUAAAAAAGUGGGCAUUUUGUAACAUUCCUUCAGGAAGAAUAGAAAUGUAUGCUUUUAUCUGCAUGUUUGUGAUCACUGUGAGUCUCAGAUAAUUAUUCCAGUUUUCAAUGAUUUUUCAAAAUAAAAGUCAAUCAGCAUUGUUAUUCAUCAUUUAGGUAUUGAACACUGGAUUGCAUGGUUGAAUGUGUCUUUAAUCCACUACAAAAUGUGCUUGUUAUUGAUAGGAUCAUGUUGUUAAAUUGUGUAUUUUCAAAAUUAAUUGAUGUUUUUAAAAUGUUGAGACCAAAGUAGUAUAGAAGUAUGGACUUAAUUUAAUUGUAAAAUUAUUAGAGGUAUUUGUUGUAGAGCUUUAUAUAUUAAAGAGAGGUAUUGGUGCAUAUAAAAACAGUAAUAUUAUUGUUAUGCUUGUAUUCUUGCAUUUCAGGGUAAGUAAAUCCUGAAGAAAUCUUAUUUUAGUAUAGCUACAGCUGCAGUAGCUUUUAAGGAUGUGUCAACAUUUCAUUAUAAAUUAUAGCUUCCUGGUUUGGUGUCUCAGCUGUUUCAGAACUUUCAGCCAAGUUAAAUCUUUUUUGGUGUUGAAACUUUUAGUAAGUUGAGUAAGCUAUUUUUUUUCCUACAGUAAUCCACAAUCUGUUCUUUGUGUGGGUUGACACCUAUUUAUAAUUCUUAAAAUGAGGGUAGCUCAGAGGAACCAAAUACAGUCGUUUAGCUUGCUACUGUUGAGUAUGAGUAGCAGUAGUUUGUUUUCAUUAAUGCAGUUUUCAUAAUGUAUCCCAGAAUUUUUAAUCUUGACCAUAGAAAAAUACAGUCAUUCAUUGGCAAAGAUGUACAGUGGUGUUUAAGUGCAGUGAGGAAAUGAAGGGAAUUUUUAUCUUAGAAGUGGAUGACUCAUGAAUAAAUCUAGGUACACAGUAAGUAUAUGAUAUAGAUGUUUGAUUUGUAAAUUACAAAUAUAAAUUAUCACCAUUUCCAUUUAUUUUCUUGAUAUGUCAAGAUGUGUUGAUUUAGUGAUUCUCAAUCUUACCUACAUAUUAGAAAGCCUGGCAGAGCUUUAAAAAAUUGAUACCUGGGUCAUUUAGUUUUCAUUCUCAAAACUAAAUGAAAAUCACUUUUUUUUUUUUUAAGCUUUCCAAGUGGUUUUAAAGGGCACCUAGGGUUGAGAACUCAUUAUAAAAUGAUCUGAUUACACUGGACACUGUUUUGGACGUAUCAGAAUAGAACAGUUCAAUUUGCAGCUACUGAAUGAUUAAUUAUAUUUCUUAGUUGUUUUUGUUUGUUUGUUUUUUUAAGAGACAGGGUCUUGCCUUGUCUCCCAGGCUAGAACACAGUGGCAUGAUCAUAGCUCACUGAAGCCUGAAACUCCUCGGUUCUCAAAGCAUUAGGAUUAUAGGCGUGAGUCACUGCACCUGGCCGAGUAAUUUCUUUCUUUGGGAAGUAAUUAGUCUUACCUUUCUUUUUUUCUUUUUUUAAAAAUAAAAUCUAGUAGUUUAAAAGUGAGCUUUUAAUGUCUGUCAUCAUUCUGCCCCCUUUGCCUUUAAAAGUUACAAAAAUACAUGAUUGUUACUUGAGAAAGCAUGUUUAAAAAUUGCAGAUGAGAAAUAUUGUCGUUAAUAAUUAUGUGCUGUCUUAAUGUGGGUACUUCAUUUGUUAUAUUAGAUUAUAGCAGCCUAGUUCUUUAGAAUUUGAUGAUUCAAUUUUAUUUUGUUUUGUUUUAUUUUAUUUUUUGAGAUGGAAUCUCGCUCUGUCGCCCAGGCUGGACUGCGUUGGUGCGAUUUCAGCUCACUGCGACCUCUGCCUCCCUGGUUCAAGCGAUUCUCCUAUCUCAGCCUACUGAAUAGCUGGGACUACAGGCGUGUGCCACCACACCCGGCUAAUUUUUUGUAUUUUUAGUAGAGACAGGGUUUCACCGUGUUAGCCAGGAUGGUCUUGAUCUCCUGAUCUCGUGAUCCACCCACCUCAGCUUCCCAAGGUGCUGGGAUAACAGGCAUAAGCCACCACACCCGGCCUCAAAUAUGUUUUUCAAAAAUAUCAUUAUCCUCCUAAGAUUUUUUAAGUUCUUUUGCUCAAGUACUUAAGUAAUUUGGCUCAAGUACUUUGUUUACAAUUAAAAUGGAUAUUAUAGCAUUUAAUAGAAGAAAUGGUUAUGGCUUAUCAGAAAAGAAUAUCAGCAUGACCUGGUAUAGAGUUAAAAGACUACAUGUUUGUGAAUAUUUUAUAAUGUGGAAUGAUCAUUGAAAUAUCAAGGAUUCUAGUAAUUGUAUUUCCUAAAUAAAUGUAUGUUUAUGAAUUUUCUAACUUACAUUUUGUUGUGUCUUCUGCCAACAGUCUGGUUUUAUAAUUUUUGUCUAAAGUUUGCUAGUAGUGUUUCUUCAAAGGUUAUUCCAGUUAUGGUUAAGUAGUGGGGAAAAUCAAUUAUUAAUUUUCAAGAACUUUCAGACUAAUUUGUAUUGACUUGGUUUUUAAAAAUACUGGCAAAUGCUAUGCUUCUACUUUUAAAAUUUGUGGUAAUAUCCAGAAUGGAUGUAAAAUAACACUUUUUCAAUAGAUGACUUCAUUUAUCAAUUUAAUUCUAAUUUUAAGGCUUAUUUAAAAUAUAUUUGUAUGAGUUAUGUCCUUAUUUUUGGAUUUGAAAAGAGUUGAUGUAACUACACAUAGAUAAUGUUUGUGAAAGCUAUGUAUAAAAUAACUUUUACAUAAGGUCAAAGCGUAAUUCAUGGUGGCUGCUGAAGUGAAACUUUGAAUUUCUAUAUCUUGCUUUGUCUUUCAUAAAAUUUAACUAAAGAAAACA